Messenger RNA from Bemisia tabaci, 5763 nucleotides. RefSeq lists its product as uncharacterized. Gene Ontology annotation, molecular function: helicase activity. Gene Ontology annotation, biological process: regulatory ncRNA-mediated heterochromatin formation. Gene Ontology annotation, cellular component: nuclear RNA-directed RNA polymerase complex. The record is from RefSeq and is a predicted model, not a curated record. NCBI's taxonomy places the organism in Eukaryota, Metazoa, Arthropoda, Insecta, Hemiptera, Aleyrodidae.
CGCCGGACGCCGGCGUCGCCGGCCAACGGUCGUGCUUUGCUUGUGUUUUUGUUUAUCUGUUUAGUCUCGAGAUUUUGCUCUUACUUUUCGACAAAGAAACCUCUUCGUUUAAAAAAGUUAUUAGUGUUUUUCCCAUCUGCCGAGACAGAUAAUCGGGUGUUAAAAAUUAUCGAACACUACAAGCAAUUAAUUAUUGAGGCAGUGCUAAACACAUACAUACCAUUUGAUGCGUUCAAAGUAUCCCUGCCCAAUUCUCAUUUACCGUGAUUUGUUUGCAGGUGUGGGAACAAUUAUUCUGUGAAAGGCGUUCCUUGUAGAUAGAUGGUACCUUUACAUCGCAUUGGGCGGAGCUGCCUAUUUCUCACAUCCUUACGUUACCUCACUACUUCGACUUCUCUUUGAGGCUUAGUCUGGAAAUUAUGCAUUACUGUGAGAAGAUUAUGAGGUUUUCUUUGCCUCUUGGAUUGCUCAUGGAUGAGUGGAUGUGACAUUCCUGCACUCAAACAACCAACUUCCGACACACAUAAUUGAUUGGAUCGAUAUCAAUAUCAUUUAAUGCGAGUAAGUCCCAAGCGAUUACCAUACUACUUUGUUUCUCCUGUGAUCUCCCCUCAAUAGUGGUUACUGGAUAAUUUUUUAAGCAUGGCUGAAAUACGAGCCCAACGUUUGAAAAAUUUGUUCGACGCAGUUCUUCAUGGAAAGAAGGCUAUUACCGCAAUCAACGCGAGCCUGUUUUUAGAAUCGAUUUGUGAACAAUCUCCGGUAGUAACAAGUAUUUCAUGUUUAGUGUCUAGCCCGCAUGGUCUGGAGGCUUUACUGUCAGCUUUGAGCUGUGACACCUCCCUUGAUUUUCUUAACGGACCGCUGACUUCGUUUUUAGAGUACAUCAAAGCACCGGAUCUACAAACUAUCCAGGAUGGUGAAGCGGUUCGGCAGAUCAUUGCAAAGCUGAUGGAAGCCCCUUUGACGUGGAAAAGUUUCGUCAAAGCGGCACACGAUCGGACUUUGAAAGAACGUGCUCUUGGCGUAUUUUCAUGGCUUCUUGUACAACUGCUUUAUUUGCCGGUCAAGGAAGCCGUCGCUUACUUGUCUGUAGCACGAGACCCGUCUAUUCAGAGAGUUCUCCUUGAAUCUUCCUCGUACGAUGUCAAGAGCCAAGGAGAACUAAUCAAGCAAAUCGCCGAUAAAAUAGCUGGGAGCUCAGGCUCGGAGGAGCUUGUUCUGAAGAUUAUACAACGUGACCCUGGUGGACGACAUGACAAUGAUUUUCCUGAGAUUCACAGGAUCUCCAUCUAUCCGACCCCAGAUGAGCUGAAAGCAACGGCUAGAUACUUGCCCAGGCCUUGCGAUGCCGAGGACAGAGCUCAAGAAUCAGAUGCUCUUGCUAGUCAUAUUGACUGUCAAUUCCGCCUGCUCCGUGAGGACAUGCUUUGCGAAUUGCGUGAGGAUCUUGCAGCGGUUACGCAGCCUAAACAGAAGGGUAGGAAACCUCUCGAAAUUCGGAACCUUUCUCUGGUAGGUGUGCAUUGCGAUCGACGCUUACCAUGGUCCGUAAAACUUCGUUGUGAAAAUGAUUUACCGCAAUUACGUCACUUAAAACCUGCAGAGCGUGCAAAUUAUUUCAAAACUAGACCAAAGUUUUUAAAAACUGGUACCUUUGUCUGCCUGUACGUUGGCCGUGAGUUUGUCACUCUUGGCACUCUAGUUCGAGAGGAGGAGCUUCUUAAGAAAUCUAUUCUGUGUGUUCAGCUUCCUGCUAGGAAUUUAGAAGAGGUACUAUUGAAGCUUAAUAAAAAGACUGCUUAUCCAUGCAUACGUCUAGUAUUGAUUAGUUGUGCCAUUUUCGCUUAUGAACCUGUAUUAAAGCAAUUGCAGAAAAUGAAGAAACUCGCUUUGAGCCCAGAGAUUGUAUCUUGGCAAGCCAGUAAUGAUAUUUUGCCCCCAAAAUAUAGUCUUGCACAUCCUCAUGAACGAAUUUCAUCCGAUGAGUGUUCUACCCCUGAUGAAUGUUUAUCCUCUGAUGAAUAUUCUUCCUCUGAUGAAAAUUAUCCCUCUGAUGAAAUUUACUCCCUUGAUGAAUUAUCUUCCUCUAACGAGUGCUCUUCCUCCAGCGAAUGUUCCUCCGUAACAAAGCGACUAAAAAGCCUUAAGUGUAACAAUAAUUCAAGUGAUCCUUUACCCAUGGUCGAACUAGAGAGUUCAGGUAUUGUUCUAGACGGUGCUCAAAAAGAAUGUUUUAAAGCAGCUCUCCAGCAGAGAGUCGCAUUAAUACAAGGCCCUCCGGGCACCGGCAAAUCUUUUAUCGGAGCUCUUAUCGGUAGAGCCAUUUACCGAUAUAGUGGAGAGACAAUCCUCGUCGUUUGCUACACCCAUCAUGCUCUAGACGAUUUUGUAAAAGACCUUUUGGAUCUUGGAAUUUCUCGCACCGACAUAGUUCGUUUAGGUUCAAGUCACAAGGCAACCAUUCAUACUAAAAGUUUAGCUCUGAAAGAGCAGCCCUCUAGGUUCACCGACAUGCAGAAUGGAAUGGUCGACAAAGGGAAAUCGGAUUUGGAAGAAGAUGGAGAUAUUUUGCGUAUUGCCUUUGACCGCUUUGUCCGUAGAAGAUAUCCUUAUCGAGAGGUUCUAGAAUUCUUGGAAACAUGGAGCGAUGAGCUCCCUUAUUGUCACGCCUUUAAAAUUCCAAAAGAAAAAUUUGGCAUGAUUCGGGUAGCAGAAGAUGGUAACAUGGUAAGAGAUGACUACUUGAUACACCGUUGGUCUCAAGGAUUGAACGCUGGCAUCUACGAAUCUGAGAUACCCCUCGAACAUGAGGCUGUUUGGAAAAUGAAUCCCGCGCUUCGACGUAAAAAAUGGGGUCAGUGGAGGUAUGAAAUGUCAAGAGAACGCGCAGCUCAAGUCAUAAAGUGGGGAGAGCGUUAUAAUACUACAACCGAAAUGGUAGAUAGCUUAUUUUUGCUGAAAGAUCUUUCUGUCUUGCGGAAAAAACGAAUUAUAGCAUGCACAACCACGGCUGCCGCUAAGUAUAGCGAUCUCCUGAAUCGUAUCUCACCAGGUGUAUUAUUGGUCGAAGAAGCGGGAGAGAUCCUCGAAAGUCAUGUGCUUGCAGCUCUAAGCCCUAAGACUAAGCAUUUAAUCCUAAUUGGCGAUCAUAAACAACUACGACCCAGAGUCAAUUUCGAACUGAGUGUUGAGAAAGAGUCGGGGUAUGAUCUGAACCGUUCUUUAUUUGAAAGGCUUAUUUUGAAAGGAUUUCCUCUUCAAACGCUUUUCACACAACAUAGAAUGCGACCCGAGAUCUCCUCUUUGAUCCGGGAAAUGACGUAUCCUGAAUUGGAAGACGCUGGCGAUACUCAUGGUAGGCCGAACCUCCGCGGUUUCUCGGACAAUAUAAUUUUUGUAAACCAUAGUGAACCCGAAACCGAGCUGUCAGUCGCUCGUGAGUUUGGAGACUUGAAAGCCACCACUUCGAAACAAAAUCGUUUCGAAGCACAGAUGACAUUAAAGUGCGUCCGUUACCUCGGUCAACAAGGGUACACAUCGGAGGAUAUCGUUGUCUUGACGCCCUACCUUGGUCAGCUACGUCUGUUGCUUGAUGAGUUGAGUGUCGACCAUGACCUUCUGUUGAAUGACCUCGAUUCACAUGAUCUAGCUCGUGCGGGUUUGAUGGGGGACCGAGAGGAUACCAACGAAGCUAAUAAACCUCGCCUGCGAAUAUCUACAAUCGACAAUUACCAAGGAGAAGAGGCAAACAUUGUCAUCGCAUCGCUGACAAGAAGUAAUGCGGCUGGUGAUAUCGGUUUUAUGUUUGCUCCAGAGCGCCUUAAUGUUCUUGUCUCCCGUGCUCGAAAUGCCCUGAUUUUAAUAGGCAAUGCUGAACACUUCAUGGGCGCGCGCAAAGGCGGAAGUCUUUGGACACGUUUCAUCGGGCUGCUGAAGGCUGGCUCGCAUGUUUAUAAUGGGUUUCCAGUUUAUUGUGAGCGACAUCCUGACCGAACUAACAUUCUACAGAAACCGGUGGACUUCGAAAUCAAAUGUUCAGCUGGCGGCUGUGAAGAGCCUUGCGGAAAGAUGUUGGAGUCCUGUGGCCACAAAUGUCCAGACAAAUGUCAUUUGCCGUCCAACCAUUUGAAGGUAAAAUGCAAAGCACCUAUUGAAAUCCAGUGCUUCCAGGAGCACACAUAUAUGGUCGAAUGUCACGCUAAAAGCCUAGGGCGGUGUCCUCUUUGUGAGGUGGAGACCCAGAAGAGACUUGAAGAGACUUUGGAAAAGGUUAGACGCAAAGAACAUGCCGAAAGAGAGGAACAACAACAUUUAUUAAAGAUGGCCAAAUUAAACAGCGAGAUCGAAUCAAUUAAAAAAGAAGCAUUCCGCAAAGAAGAUGAAGAGACGGACGGAAAACCCACCUCAGCUACAAGCAGCAAAGACCGUCUAGAAGAAACUAACCAGAAAACCUAUGGCUUCGGAAAGAGGCGAAAUUUUCAAAAAAAUGGAUUCAAUGCGGAAGUAACGAAGAGGCAAGGAAAUAACGUACAUAAUAAGGCCACCAAAAAAUACGAGCCAACAUUUGAGAGGAAAAACAUGAGCUUCCGACCACCAAUGAGCCAUCGACAAAGGAAAGCUCUACAACGGUAUAAUGAAGCAGUGCGUAAAGACAGACACCAAGCCAACGCGGAUGAAAAACAAGACUCAUCAAAAGAUGAACAAAACAAACGUCAAACCCAAAAGAGAUACAACGAGCAAACAAGCACCAUAACGAAAACGAACGCAAAACAAGCAACGAUCAAACGGAGACCGAACAUACAUUGAAGAAACAAACCAAGGAGAAAGAAAUCAUCAUCCGUCACCAUGACUGAAGAAAAAUAACUGCUACGGAAGAAAACUGUAACAAAGAGUAAUAUGUAACGUGGUUGCCAAGAAGAUUUUGCCGCUUAUGUUUUGAACAGUAACAUGUGGAAAAGAGACGCCUUGAAGCAUCCAUGAUUAAAGGCUGAAGGACAACUGAAUUCAUGAUGAAAUCAGUGUGAUCAAUUAACGACGUGAGGCUGACUUUUGGGCCUUUGUUGGAUGCCCGGUAGCGCCGAAAUUUCAUGUUGUCAAUUAGGUGAAUACCCCAUCAUCCUUAUCGAAUUUUUCAAGGAUUUUCUGCAACAAUAUAUCCAGUACAUACAGAUUGAUCUACCUAAAAGCGUAUCCGUGUAUUUUUAGUAUAAAGAAAACGAGUAUAGCGAUCUUCUUUGGGUUUCCUGUCCUGUCAACAAAUAAUAUCUAGUGGUUUUAUACACAAGGCUGCCCCCUCCCCCCCCCAAAAAAAAAAUGAGAAUUGGCAUGCUCUGAGCAAUUACAGGUAUUGAAACACGAUUUGCGAUUUGCUUAUUUUAUCAGCUUUCUAUCGAGCUCUUGUUGACCUCAUUUGAUGAAAAUUCGCAUUUACACGGCGAUUUUUAGGCGCCUCUUAAAAGAAACCCCUCCGGAAUUUUCGAGUCAUUUUCACUCUCCACCUCCACCCUGUAAAAAAUGAACACUGGAUUUGAAGUUUACAGCCUUUUAGAAGCAAGAAUUGAGUAAUCCUUUAAAGUUUUCAUGAACUCUGAUCACUCUCUACACUAGGAGCUCAGCAAAUUAAAAAUUGUCAAGAAGUUGGUGGCCGAGCCAGAUUUUUUGAGCUCGAAGAUACUGACAAGCUGACUUUCAAAGCCUCGUCGAAGUCUUUGGAUCACCUGAAAAAUGUGCUUCCACUAACUUAUCAAUUUUAUCCCCCAA